GUAAAUUAAUAUAAAACGAACACAAAACAAAUAUUAGUGCUAUAUUUACAUAUGUAUAUAUGUUGUUUUUGUAUUGACGUAGAUUUCUGUUAGAGAAAGAGAAAAAUAGUACGGCAGUUUUAUACUAAAAGCGGACAAAGAUAGAAAUAGAUAAAGAAAAAGAGAAGUAGACGUUGAGAGAGGGAGUGAGUGUGUGAGAGUGCGUGAGUAGGGGUAAGAGUAGAGUUGUAAAGGUGUUGCAGCGACCACCUCACUUGCAAGUCGAGCGACAUGUUUGUCUGACUAUGGCUGCCCGUCGAGAGACAUUGAUUGCAAUUUUGGUCUACAUUUGGCCAAGUUGACCAUGUCUCAGCGAAACAAGCAGCUACAGCAAAAGCAGAAAGACAGCCAGAGCACAACCAUAAACGAAAAGACAGGGUGAGAGAUAGCUAUAGACAUAAGAGACAUAUUAUAAAAGAGAAAGAAAAAAAAGGCUACGACUAGAGAGAGAGGAAAAAAAAGGAGAGAGAAAAACCACAGAUGAAAACAUGUUCCCCUCGUCCGGGUAUUUCCGUGGUUUAGACUGCCCUUUUUAUGCCAGUGGCCUGUGUGAGAGACCUUACUGCCACUAUAAACAUUCGAAGCAACCACCAACGGAUAAAGAUUCUUCUUGGAUUGGAAAGAACGUUAGCAGUCAGCGUUUCUGUAAUGUUGCUGAAGAACCAAAAGUUGUUGAUAUUGAGAAACAGAAGAAGAGCCUGGUUGCCAAUGAACUGGAACGGUCGAAAAACUUGAAGAACCAAUUUGCAGAGAGCAACCCCAUUGUAAAGGAUUUGAGCAAGUUGUAUGUGUACAACCCACAAGCCAGCAUCCCGGGGUUGUACGAGAGCUCCACUGAUGGUAAUACAGAUGGUAAAUACAAAAAUUAUGCCAAGUAUUGUGUUAAUGGCACCCCUGCCUAUCAACCGACCUGUGAUAAACGGCCAAAGGAAACUCCUUAUGAUGUGUUUGCACAGAGCAAAAAAAAAGAGAAAGUGAAGGAGUACAGUUGCGAUGGUGCCGUGAACUCCGCUCCUGAGUACAACCCUACUCCGAUUAGCAAGCUGAAGCGAAUGCAGAAGUACUCUUCGCAGUCCAACACACAUUCCGUUCUUGAGUAUGAUCCUGUCAGUAAUUUCGAAGCUGGUUUUGGUAAUAAGACAUAUCUAAAUUUGGACAAUCCUUACAUAGCCACCACUAACAACAAGGUUCAAGCGCCAAGCAAAGACCAGGUUUACAAACCGAGCAGUGUGCGUCCGUUGGCCUCAGACGAGGAAGAUGAAGAUCACGAGCUUGUAAUUGAUGCCAAGUUUAGCGACGACAGUGAAGAUGGUGUGGUUGACACGACCAUUUACCUGUCAGACGAACAACACAGUGAUAACGAAUCUGAAAGUAGAACUACAACAGGAGUUGUUAAGUCCUCAUUGUACAAAAGCAGCAACAGCAUUAACCCCACCGACAUUCGAUCAAACCAACCAGUUCACAACCAAACCCCGAAACACACCUCAUCUGUCUCCCACAAAAGCAUCAACUCCAACAAAACCAGUUCAGAUUCUUCCCACUCAAAAACCAGCAAAAGUAGCAAGGGCUCUGUCGAUCUCUCUGCCAACCAAUCGAAGGAUGAGAAGAAGAAAUCAGAGUCAAGUAGCAGUGGUAGUAGUAAUAGCAGUAGUAGUAAUAGUAGUAGUAAAAGUAAGCUGGAGAAAAAGAAAAGUUCUGAUGAUAAAUCUGCCAAAGAGAAAAAGAAGGCGGAGAGUGGCAGCAAAUCAUCUGAAAAGAAAGCAACCAACAGUUCUGAUUCGAAUGGCAGCUCUUCUUUGAAAGAGACAAGCUGCAGUAAGAAAGAGAAGAAAGAUGUUCAUUUGAAGGAGAAGCAUGUUGGUGAGAAGAUGAAGAAGCCUAAAGACCAUCAUAGCUUAAAUAGCAAGAAUUGUCAGAGUGGGGAACAGAUUGAGAAGGAGAAAGAUCGACACAAAGGAGAGGUGGAGAAGGUGGGUAAUGUGAAAGUGAAAUUAAAAGAAGGACGGUGUGAGGAGGUCCGGCGGAGCAACUCCCUAUCAUCAUCAUCAUUAUUAUCAUCAUCAUCAUCAUCAUCAUCAACAUUGUCUGUUAAGAAAGGGAAUGAGCCAGAACGAAGAAAAAGUGAUCCCUUGUAUAAAAGUGAUUCCUCAAAGCAUGAGUUUAAUGCAGAUCAGAAGAAGGAGCAUGUAAGGCGUAAGAGUGAGUCAGAGAAGAAGAGCGAUGGCAAGAGCCACCAGUUGGAAUUGGUGAAACGAAAGAGUGAGUCGGAAAUGAGAAAAACAGAACAUGAGCGGAGAAAAGAAACGUCCUUGCAUAAAACUGAUGCUGAUUUGAAGCGGAAAGAGGAUAAGAAAAUUGUACAAAACCAUAAUACAACAGAGAAGAAUCGUGUUGAGAAGAUAAAACCAAAAAAAGAAGUUAAUGUCGAGAAGUCUUGUGAUAAAGAAAAACUGAAAAAACUGAAAUCCAAAACUUUGGAAAUCAACAAAAAAUCGGUCAGUCAAACAUCUGUGAAGACAGAGGGUGUACAUAGUAGCUCCCCAGAAAAGUCCAAAAAGAGGGUCCUCUCAGGAGAAAAAUCUCUUGAAUCAAAUAAAAAGAGACAUUGUAGUGAAAAACAUCUUUCUUCAUCAUCUGAUGAGAACCAUUCUUCAAAGAAAAUUUUCACCUCAGAUAUGGCCUCUAAAUCUAUAAAAAGGAAAGCCCCAAUAGAAGGACAGUCUAAAAGCUCAUCUAUUUUCUCAUCAUCUUCAUCUAACUGCAAACUGCCUUUAAAAAAACCGAAAAAUAGCUAUUCAGUGAGUAUUUAUGACCUGUUUGGCAAGGACAGUGAUGAGGAGGAGGAGGGUAGCAGCAAUACGUUAAACCAAUCGGCUGGGGAUGAAAGCACUGGUCUGUCGGACGAUGAUGAGUUAAAUGUGAUUUUUGGUGACACAGACCUUUCUGAGAAUGAUCCAUAUGAAGAAUGUUUGAAGAUUUUUAAUGAAUCCAAUAAUGAAAAAAGACAAUCAAAUCCAAUAAAGAAUGAAAAAAAGAAAAGGGAAGUGGUGCGGCCUCCUCCAUCCAUGGACGAUGGUAAGAAGAGAGUUGCACAUGCAGCAGCAGCCAACAGACAGUGUAAUGACAAGCUAAAAAAGUUAGUCCGGCCAGUAAUAGCCAAACCAAGCCCUGCUCAAGUCAUGCAGAAUCGUAUUCUAGAAAUGCAGAAACGGUCAGCAAAUCCUAUGCUACGCAAAGACAAACCAGUCAUUGGAAAGUCUCUCUUGAAGAAAGUGGUAUUACCAAAGCUGCAGUUGAAACUUCCAGACAUGUCUAUGCCAGAGAGUUGCAAUAUUAAUGUCUUUCGCACCGUGGCUGGUACAGCUGCCAAGACACAAAGCAGAGUGGCACAUGUUCCUAAAAAGGAGGUGCUCAAGAGACCAACCAUCACACCAGAUUCCAGCAGUAAAGUUCCAGUGGCCAUCAGGCAGCGUUAUCUGAAUCUGAUCAUUGAUGAGUAUGUGAAACUCAUUGAUUCAGAAUGGGAAGCCAUGAAAAAGGGAGAAGAAGAAGAGAAAGAUGUUUAUCGUAGCUGCAAUACCAAAGUUGGUUAUUUAAACAAAGCCAUUCACCUCAUCAAACGGUUGCGCAGUGGCUGUCUUGGCACACUCAAGAAGCUGCUGCCAUCCACUAACCCGCCACCAGCACCUUGCAAAGAGACAAAGAAAUUAGAACAUCAACUCACAGGUCUUGCCCUUUACGAAAGAGUAAAACAGUAUAUUUUGACGGAGGAGGAGUUAAGAGAGAACCACUUUCCACGACCCGAAGGAUUGGGACGUUCCAAAUAUUAUAUAUCAGAUGUCACCAAAGAACCUUACCUGCCCAGCGAUGAGAGGUUUUGUUGCCGUUGUGGAAAAACAUACCGAGUUACAAGCAGCGGAAGAGCAGCUGUGGAAGACGAGUGUCUUUACCAUUGGGCAAAACCUGUUCGAAGACGAUAUGGAAAUACUAUUGAAACUCGAUACAGGUGCUGCCAAGCUGAGGUUGGAUCAACAGGCUGUGAAGUGGGUGGGACUCAUGUCCAUCACAAAAAUAAAUUCGAUGGUUCCUCUGGCUACAUGAUCACCCCAGACAGAGAAAUGCCUCCUGAAGGUCCAGGUGUGUUUGCCAUGGACUGUGAAAUGCUCUACACCACAGCUGGUAUGGAAGUUGCACGGGUGACAGUCGUAGAUUCAGAAUGUAAUGUUGUCUAUGAAACUUUGGUGAAACCUGACCAUGAAAUUCUUGAUUACAACACACGCUUCAGUGGGAUCACAGAAGAAGAUAUGAAGGGUGUGGCGACCAAACUGAUUCAUGUCCAGGCGGUUCUACUCCACUAUUUCUCAUCACAAGCCAUAUUAGUUGGUCACAGUCUGGAGAACGAUUUAAUGUCCGUCAAGCUAAUCCACAGUUGUGUUGUUGACACAUCAGUCUUAUACCCCCAUAGGGCUGGCAGACCUCUGAAGAGGGCCCUGAAAAAUUUGACACAUGACUACCUGAAUACAACCAUCCAAGAAGGAAUUGAUGGACAUGACAGCCAAGAAGAUGCUAUUGCCGCCAUGAGGCUGGUGCAUUACAAAAUCCAACAAGAUGGAAACAAAUAUCGCUCAUGACACAAUAAUCAUAAUAAUAACAAUAAUCAUAAUAAUAACAAUAAUAAUAAUAAUAUUACACAGAUAUUAUAAACGAUUAAAAGAUAACAUGCAACAGACUGCUAAGUCUGUGGAACAAA
Molecule: messenger RNA, 4789 nt
Organism: Octopus sinensis (East Asian common octopus)
Lineage: Eukaryota; Metazoa; Mollusca; Cephalopoda; Octopoda; Octopodidae
Product: RNA exonuclease 1 homolog
Exons: 15
Coding region: 528-4670 (1380 amino acids)
Cellular component (GO): nucleus
Molecular function (GO): nucleic acid binding; exonuclease activity
Source: RefSeq, a predicted model, not a curated record